This is a messenger RNA of Moneuplotes crassus, 1269 nucleotides long. The record is from the annotation of a GenBank genome assembly. NCBI's taxonomy places the organism in Eukaryota, Ciliophora, Spirotrichea, Euplotida, Euplotidae.
ACUGAAAUGGCAUAUAGAACCAAACCUACCAGUCCCACUCAGAAGGCUCAGCCAAGCUGCACUGGGAAGACCAGCCUUGCAUACUUGGACCUGAAGAAGUACAAGAAGGAAGGCAGUCAAGCCAAGAGGGCUGGAACUGAAGACGAAUUUGUAAUGUGCAUGAAAAGAAAGUUGGAGUCCAUAGAGAAUAAGUUCAAAGUCGUACAGAUCAAGCAGAAGACGAGUAAGAGCACAAACAAUCCUUUUAAAUCUCAGGAUCUUAAUGUAGACUCUCAAGGAGAUUUCAGUGGAUCUUCGGCUAUUACAGGAGAGAUUUGUGUUGAAAAAAGAAAAUUUCAAGGUUUUAGGAGUCCUAGAGAUGCUGGCCAGAGAAGUGAGCAUUUAGCUCAUUAUGAGAAAUCUGAUACCUUGGAUUUAUCUUUGAUAAAUGAAAGAGAGAAGUAUAUUAACAGUCCAAAUGGUGUGCUGUAUCAGAGUUAUACAAAAAAUACUGGUCUAACAGAAUCAAAUAUUGAUCCAUGUAAAUUUAACUGAUCUAACUAAUGAUCAAUCUGACCUCUAGUUUAGAUUCUCCACCUCCAAAGCCCUCGGAAAACCCAGAUAUGUCUGAUUUUACCAUAACCAGUACAAUGCUUCCUUGAGGGCCUGUUCCAGUCAGGAAGAGGCCAAAUAAUUCUAAAAGAGGUUUGAAGCAUUCUAAUUCGCAAUACCUCGCUCAUUUAAAGAAGAAGUUCAUUAGAACUAAGAAAGGAUCGCCUGGAAAAUCCCAAAGGAGGAUGAAGAAGGAUCCUCAGUUUAUCAGAAAUAGUAGGGUCAAGAUUUCUGACUCUACGAAGCAAGUAUUAUUUUGUCGUCAGAAAUCAAUCGACUCUAAAACCCCAGUCAAGGCUAAAACAAGAAGGCAAACUAGAAAUAUGAACAAAAAUGUCAGUAUAAACAGCAGAAGAAGGUUAAAUUCUGAGCAAGAGAAAAGAGAGCUUAGAGAACAGUGUACAAAAUAUUUUCCUAAUAUUAAAAGAUGUAAAUCUAUGUAUAAAAGCCCAAAGGCUUCUAUCCCGAAAGCUAGGAAUAAACAGGACCAGAGAGAAUCUGCUAGAAAUAACAAAAGGAAGAGCUAUACUCCUUAUAAGUUUAAUGUGGUAACUAAGGAAGUUAACCUUGAAGAUACCUUGAACGACUCCAAGUCAGACGAUAUUGAUCAGGAUGAUUUUGUUCAGAAGUACCUCACUAAAAAUUUUUACUAAAUUCCUUCAGGAUAUAUUUCAACAA